Molecule: messenger RNA, 2341 nt
Organism: Hyposmocoma kahamanoa
Lineage: Eukaryota; Metazoa; Arthropoda; Insecta; Lepidoptera; Cosmopterigidae
Gene: Cul2
Product: cullin-2
Exons: 17
Coding region: 73-2151 (692 amino acids)
Biological process (GO): SCF-dependent proteasomal ubiquitin-dependent protein catabolic process; protein ubiquitination
Cellular component (GO): Cul2-RING ubiquitin ligase complex; SCF ubiquitin ligase complex
Molecular function (GO): ubiquitin protein ligase binding
Source: RefSeq, a predicted model, not a curated record
AUAUCGGCGCUGUACGAGCCGACACAUAGGAAAGUUGUCACAUCAUUGCAAGGAUCAUUCAGAGGCAUUCCAAUGAUGUCAUUAAAGCCGCGGAACGUCGACUUCCAGGAGACGUGGGCCAACCUUAAGGAAACGGUGGCGGGGGUAGUAGGCCUGCGCUCUGUGGAGCGGUCAGUGUGGAACACACGGUUUUCGGACGUGUACGCUUUGUGCGUUGCGCAUCCAGAGCCAUUGGCUGAUCGUCUCUACGAUGAAACCAGAAACUUCCUUGAAGAGCACGUGUCAGGGCUGCUACAACGCGUGCGCGGCACUGCGCCGCUUGAAAACAACGACCACAAUGACGGUUUGCUCAACAGAUAUGUGGCAGCAUGGCGCGAAUACAGCCAAGGCGUGGCGUACCUUAACUGUCUAUAUUCCUACCUCAAUUUACAGCACGUCAAAAGACAAAAGGUGUCAGAUGCAGAAAUUAUAUAUGGGUCCGCGGCCACCGUCAGCUGUCCCGAACACGAUUCACGACAACUCGAGGUGGGCGAGCUGGGCCUGGUGAUCUGGGAGCGCGUGCUGGUGCAGCCGCUGGCCGGCGCGCUGUCGGGCCGCGUGGUGGCGGCGCUGGGCGCGGCGCGGACGCACUUCCCCGACGCCGCCAUGGCCGACGUGCUGCGCAUGGCCAUCGGCAGCACGGUGCAGGUGCAAGCCUUCCGGGUCCGGUCCCCACUUGCUUUGUAUCAAGAACUGGUUUUGGAACCAUACCUAGCAGCGGCAGCCCAGCACCACGCUGCCUUCGCAGCGGAGUUACUCCAUUCGGGUGACAUUAGUCAUUAUAUGACGCAUGUGUUGGCAGGGCUGGAGCGCGAGAUGGCGCUGGGCGCGCGCUUCCUGCACGGCGCGUCGGCCUUUGCCGUGCGCGGCUGCUACGAGCGCGCCGCCGUGGCCGCGCACCUGCCGCGCCUGCACGCCGAGACCGAGCGCCUGCUGCGCGAGGCCUGCGACGACGGGCCGCACGCCGACCAGGCCUGCAGCCUGGUGGUGAACUCGCGGCCCCACCCGGAGCAGCCGGCGCGCGCGCCCGAACUGCUCGCGCGCUACUGCGACUGCCUGCUGCGCAAGCGCAGCGGCAGCGCCGAGGCCGACGUCGACGACAAGCUGGCCGCCGCCAUAGUGGUGUUUAAGUACGUAGAUGACAAAGACGUGUUCCAAAAGUAUUACGCGAGGGCGUUGGCUCGAAGACUUAUUCAUCAACUAUCGGCGUCCAUGGAACAGGAAGAAGCAAUGAUAAAUCGUCUAAAGCAAGCGUGCGGCUACGAGUUCACCAAUAAACUACAUCGUAUGUUCACCGACGUCGCAGUGUCGGCGGACCUUAACGCCAAAUUUCAACAACACCUCAGGGACACCGGCAACACCACUAGCACCGGCUUUGCCGUACAGGUGCUGCAGGCGGGCGCGUGGCCCCUGGGCGGCGCCAUGGCCCCCCUGGCGCCGCCCGCGCAGCUGGAGAGGCCCGCGCGGCUGUUCGAGGCCUUCUACCGGGCCUCGUUCAGCGGCCGGCGCCUGGCCUGGCUGCACCACCUCUGCACCGGCGAGCUGCGCACGCGCUACACCAGCCGGGUGUACCACAUCAGCGCCACCACGCCGCAGUGCGCUCUCUUGCUGUGCUUCGAGAACGUGGACACUGCGCCGGCGCGGGAGCUCCGCGAGACGCUGCAGCUCACUGGGGACUCCUGGACCAGACAUAUGAGGCCUCUCAUAGACGCGGGCCUCCUGACGGCGGAGGGCGAAGUGGAGGAAGAGGACGGAGAGGGCACCCUGUCCUUGAAUCUCAGUUUCAUAUGCAAACGAACGAAAGUACGGCUAACGUGCGCCAACGCGCCGGCGACCCAGCAGGGCGGCGGCGCGGCGGGCGGCGCGGAGGGCGGCGAGGCCGCGCACUGCGACGACGACCGCAAGAUGUACCUGCAGGCCGCGCUCGUGCGCAUCAUGAAGCAGCGGAAGGUCCUUCGCCACACCGAAUUAAUUCAAGAAGUAGUAUCACAAGCGCGGGGUAGUUUCGCCCCUUCCGUCGCGAUGAUCAAGAAAUGCAUCGAGGCGCUGAUCGACAAGCAAUACUUAGAGCGGGCACCGGGGUCGCUCGAUACGUACAGUUAUUUAGCGUAGAACUUGCUUAGGACUUUAGUGUUGCACCUUUAUCGAUUGAAAACGGUCGCAAUAUCAAUAGAAAUGUCAAUAAUAAAGGCUACAUAUAUAGUUAAUAAUUAUUGGGAAAAUUCCUUGAAUAUUUCCACAUGCUGUUGCUGCGUCGGUAAGUUAUCGUAUUAAUUGAGGCUGUCAGGGCAAAAGUGGUGUA